Messenger RNA from Lolium perenne, 2334 nucleotides. The record is from RefSeq and is a predicted model, not a curated record. Lineage: Eukaryota; Viridiplantae; Streptophyta; Magnoliopsida; Poales; Poaceae.
AUGAGAAAGCAACUACAGAUGUUGAUGACUCCACAUGGGAUGCUUUUGAUAUUUCAUCUUCAGAAGAUGAAUAUGAAAUACCUUCGUCUGAUGAUGAUGAUAGCAUUUUUGGUGAUCCUCGUAUCUGAGUCCGAUAAUAUGGACAUCGAUGAUGAAGACAGCAUAAGAGAGACAGAUGAUGAACCCACUUCUGAAAAUACGAGUGAUGUUGUUGUAAUCGAAACAAGUGAGCUUACCUACUAUGGGGAUUCUGAUUUGGAAGACUUUGCUUAUGAAGAGGAUAUUCCUGAGCAGUCGAAAUCAUUAGAAGGGGGGGGGGGGUUCACAGCUGUGACAGGAAGUUCCCAGUUGGACCAUACUAAGCAGGAAGAUAAUAAGGAUCCAUAUGAUAUUGAUGCUGAAAUGAGCAGACAGCGAAAGUAUGAGGCUGUAAGGGCCAUGAUCUUUGUUUCCGAAGAGGCUGCCUAUUAUUUCUACAACAAGUAUGCCAAAGAACAUGGUUUUAGCAUUCGACGCGAGAAGAAAAAGGAACGCCUUGAUGAAUUAGGGACACCCACCAUUCGUGUGUCGUAUAACAGGAAAAAGGGUGUUUGGACUGUUCUGAGAUUUGACGACAAUCACAACCAUAAGCCUGCUACAGCUGAUCAAAUCGCUUUUAUGAGGUCUCAUAGAAAGAUCAAGGCUCAUCAGAAAUCUAGGAUCAUGUCACUGGGAGCUGCUGGGAUGAGAUUAUUCAACAUUAUGAGGACAUUUAUCAGUGACAAUGGAAAAUACAGCAUGGUAGGAUUUGUAAGAAAGGAUCUUUACAACAUGUCUUGCCGUGAAAAGAGGAAGAUGGUUGCAAAGGGUGACGCCAACACAACCAUUGGCAUUAUGGAGAAGAGGAAGCGAGAUGAUCCUGAAUUCUAUUUUGAUUACAAGCUUGGUAAAGGUGGAAAAUUGUUACACCUGUUCUGGUGUGAUUCUCAGUCUCGGCAGGACUAUGCCGACUCCGGUGACGUGCUGGUGUUUGACAAACACGUACAAAACAAAUCGCCAUGUAUCGCCAGAAGCCUCAAAGGGAUCAUCACUGAUGGGGACGCUGCAAUGAUCGCCGCUGUUGGUAAAGUCUUUCCAGGCGUGUGGUACCGUGUUUGUACGUGGCAUAUUGAGAAGAACAUGAAGAAGCACAUUGACUCCCUGGCUCACAAUGAAUUCCGGUCGCUGCUGUACUACACCACUUCAGAACAAGUAUUCGAGGAGAGAUGGAGGGCAUUCGUCGAGAAGCACCAGACGGAAUUAACCAAAGAAUGGAUGAAGAGGAUGUAUAGGAGGAAGAAGUUGUGGUCAGCCGCGUAUCUAGCGAAUGGAUAUUUCCUCGGAAUGAAAAGCAACCAGAGGAGCGAGAGUUUGAACUCCACCCUACACACCCACCUUGACUUUGGACUGACAAUGGUGGAUAUGGUUGUGCACUACGAGAAUAACAGUAGCCGUGUCCGGGAGGAAGAGGCCCGCCAGGACACCAUAGACUCUCAGACAGUACCGGUUGCGGUUACUGUGUACAAGGAUAUAGAGAUGUCUGCUGCCCGUAAAUUCACUGCUACAAACUUCUACCUCGUUCAAGGGGAGCUGAAAAAGAUUGGGGGCCUAGAGAUUGUAGAUCAACUUGGAUGUGCUGGUGGGUUAACAACCUUCGUUGUGUCAUGGAUGAAUAACCGUAAGUAUUUGUUUUCAGUGGAGUACAGACCUGAAAGCAAAGAGGAAACAAUAACGUGCAACUGCCGAAGGAUGUAUCGGAAAGGGCUACCUUGCAAGCACAUCUUGUUUGUUUUGCAUUUUGUGGGGUGCUCUGAAAUUCCGAACUGUUGUGUUCUCCGAAGGUUCUCGAAGGAUGCAAGGUAUGGUUUGCCCUCGAGACGCGAGAGUGAUUUGUACGGAUGGGGAUGGGAAGGGGUAGCUGAGCGGAGAAAGCAUAGCGAGCUUACCCAAAUUGGAGCAGAAGCUUUUGAUGCAGCAUUGCAUGACCCAGAAUCUUACAGCGAGCUUAUGAAAUGUAUGAAAGGCAUAAUACACAGGAGAAAAGGUGACCGAACAGCUCGUUCAACGGCUUACCAUGAGGACGCACAAAACAGAGGAGAUGCACCAGUAGUGGGUGAUCCUGAUAAAGCUGAGACCAAAGGAGCACCUAAACAAAACAAGAAGUACUAUAAGGACAAGGAUACGAAUCAACAGACGUCAAAACAUGGCAGGAUACUGUCACACGACGAGCGGAAGAAGGAGAGGUUGUGCACUGCUUGCAAUCAACCAGGUCAUAACAGAAACAACAAGAUGAAGUGCAGGCUACAUAAGGAGUGA